AUGCCAAACCCUACUCUACUCACGGCCGCAGGGUACGGCUCCCUUGUCGUUGCCAUAAUGCAUGCGAUCUCUGGGAGAGAAUUUCAGCGAAUCCGCCAGUUUCAGGAACUACCAAAUAUCGCAUACGUUCGCAGCACUGUUGGAUGGUAUCAAGGAAGUGGCUAUCUGAUUCUCAAUGCUUUACUAAAUCUCAAUUGGGCAAAGAAUCCCCAAUCUUUGGAUGAUCCUCUGAACCGUGCUAUGGCUGCUAUUAUGGUCGUUAUUGCCUGGGCUAGCUCUGCUUGGUAUCUUCGCGGAGGAGUGAAAGCAAGCGGGUUGCUGACGGCUGUUGCUGGUAUAUUCCAGGCAUGGGCAGCUCUUUGCUGA
This is a messenger RNA of Talaromyces rugulosus, 366 nucleotides long. RefSeq lists its product as uncharacterized. The transcript has 3 exons. The coding region runs from base 1 to 366 and encodes 121 amino acids. NCBI's taxonomy places the organism in Eukaryota, Fungi, Ascomycota, Eurotiomycetes, Eurotiales, Trichocomaceae. The record is from RefSeq and is a predicted model, not a curated record.